CUGGGAUGGCGAGUUCGCGACAUGGGCGUCGGUCGGUGGGAAUUUAGCCGUCGUGGGGUGUCAUGGUCUGGAGGAGACGUGCUGGGAGUGAGCAACUGAGAGUUAGGAGGGGGGAAGAGUGCUUCGGCCACUAAGUAGUUAGGGAACGGUCUGUGUAUGAGAGACAGAAAGAAAGUUGAGGCGGAUCAGACAGCUGCUUCACUCCAUUCAUUCGAGUGAUUUUUACCUCCUUACCGACUUUGCGAAGUUUUGCCUCUGAAGCAGGCAAAACAUUGCGUUUGCAGAUCCUUUGUGCAAUCUGUAGUUUGAAGUUGGGGGGAAUGCGUGCCUGUCUGCACCCGUCUGAAACAUUUUUAAAGGAAGUAAAGUACUGUUAACGCACCUCAGAGGAAAAGGGUAAGAGGCUCGUGGAUAUCAAAGAGUGGUCUUGUCGGCUCGAAAGUGUUUCAACGGUUCCACGGGAAAGCUGUGGAAAGAACACAGGCUUUGUGGAACCAUGGACAGGGUUAAGGGAACUUUAAAGCGGCAGGAAAAUCAGAGAAAUUUCUGAUAGUCCACAUUGGUUUUGAGGUUUAUGAAAGAGGAAGGAUGCUUCAUGAUAUACGGAUGAUGAACUUCAGAAAAACACAAGAAAAGCAUGAGUAGGUCGGGUGUGGCCUCUCGACGAAACAAACCCCUUUCCAUAACUACUGAGUGUUGCAGUAUUUACUGUUUUUGUUUCAGAUUCAUAUUUGUAAUUUUUUAAAACUUCCGUGUAACCUAUCAAACCUAUUCCACCAUCAAGAUCAAGCUAUUCUGUGUCCAAAAUCCACUUACCUGCCGGAUUUUCUCAAAAAAAGAUCAAAUAUGUGUUGAUGUUGACUUUUCCCAAAAAAAUUACAAAACGGUUCAAUAAUUUAUAAACAUCUUCAUUGAAGUUGCAGGGAAGGAUCAGGCGUGAAUGAAGUCACAGUCCUAUUCCCAUUGAAAGGGUGAAUGGGCUUGAGGGGUGACUCAGCUGACUAGUCACAGGGCAACAAUUCCAUCCCAACUGGACUGGAAAUUCAAGAUCUCUGAUGUUGAGAUGGUUACCACUUUUAAGAUAUGCUGCCAACACUGGAUCAGUUGUGAAGAUUAACUACGUAAUUACUGAUGCUUAUUGAAGAACAAAAAGACAUGGGGCGUGUGUCCAAAUUUGAGGGUUCCAGCGAUAGUUCCAGGGGAAGUUCACGCAGCUCAACUCCUCCUCUCGAUACUGACCGGCUCAGGGAUAAGAUGAACCGCCGCAUUGAAUCCAGAGACACUUGGUUCUCCCUGGAAUUUUUCCCUCCACGGACAGCCAACGGGGCAGUUAAUCUGAUCUCCAGGUUUGAUCAUAUGGCCAUUGGUGGGCCACUCUUCAUUGAUGUCACCUGGCAUCCUGCUGGAGACCCAGGUAGUGACAAAGAAACUUCUUCCAUGACCAUUGCUAGCACAGCAGUUAAUUACUGUGGCCUGGAGACGUUGCUGCACCUAUCCUGCUGUAACCAAACCAAGGAUCAGAUCACAAAGCACCUGGAGAAAGCUCGUAGCCUUGGGCUGAAGAAUAUACUUGCACUUCGUGGUGAUCCUCUUGGUGAUGAAUGGAAAACUGAAAAGGGAGGAUUCAAUUACGCUAUUGACUUAGUCAAGCACAUUCGCUGCGAGUUUAAUGAGUACUUCGACAUCUGUGUUGCUGGUUACCCAACUGGGCACCCUGAGUGUGGCAGUUAUGAGGAAGAUCUCAGCCACCUGAAAGCAAAGGUAGAUGCUGGCUCAGAUUUCAUCAUCACCCAACUGUUCUUCAAACCUGAGACCUUCCUAAAAUUUUUAAAGGACUGUCGUACAAUUGGAAUUACUUGCCCCAUUUUGCCAGGAAUAUUUCCCAUUCAGAGUUAUCACUCAUUGCGACAGUUGGUCAAACUCUCCAAGCUGCAGGUUCCACAAGAAAUCAAAGACGUCAUUGAACCAAUAAAGGAUAAUGAUGAUGCUAUUAGAAAUUAUGGUAUUGACUUGGCCACUGACAUAUGCAGGGUUCUACUGAAAUCGGGACUGGUGCCAGGGCUCCACUUCUACACCCUGAACCGAGAGGUGGCAACCAUCGAGAUCCUGAAACGACUCAAACUGUGGACUGAGGACCCUAGGCGAGCCUUGCCCUGGAUCAUUAGUGCCAAUCCAAAGCGAAAGGUUGAGGAUGUCCGACCAAUAUUUUGGGCUUCAAGACCAAAGAGUUACAUCUACAGAACCCAGGAUUGGGAUGAAUUCCCAAAUGGAAGAUGGGGGAACUCGUCAUCUCCUGCAUUUGGUGAGUUGAAGGAUUACUACCUUUUCUAUCUGAAACAAAAGUGUCCCAAGGAGGAAUUGCUGAAGAUGUGGGGAGAAGAACUGGUAGAUGAUAGAAGUAUCUUUGACGUCUUCACAGCAUAUAUUAGCGGGAAGCCCAACAGCAGUGGGGUAAAGGUGACUUGUUUGCCCUGGAAUGACGAUGCCCUGGCACCAGAAACGUCCUUGAUGAAGGAUGAACUGGAGAAGGUGAACAAAAUGGGAAUUCUCACCAUUAACUCCCAGCCCAAUAUUAAUGCAAAACCUUCAACUGACCCUUAUGUGGGCUGGGGGCCUGAGGGAGGCUAUGUAUUUCAGAAGGCCUACCUGGAGUUUUUCACCUCCUCAGAAAAUAUAUCUCCUCUACUCAGAGUUCUGAAGAAGUACAAAAUGCGUGUGAACUACCAGAUUGUAAAUGUGAAGGGUGAGAAUAUAAAUAAUGCCUUUGACAUGCAACCAAUUGCUGUUACAUGGGGUAUCUUUCCCGGACGUGAGAUAAUUCAGCCCACGGUGGUUGAUCCUAUCAGCUUCAUGUACUGGAAGGAUGAAGCCUUUGCCCUAUGGAUUGAGCAAUGGGGGAAACUAUAUCCAACUGGCUGUCGCUCUCAACAGAUAAUUCAAGAUAUUCACGAUCACUACUACCUUGUCAAUCUUGUGGAUAAUGACUUUCCACUUGAGAACUGUCUUUGGCAGGUUAUUGAUGAUGUAUUUAAGUUAAAAGCAUCAGAAAAGACUCCUGGUUUUCCAGCUUGUGACUUGCCAGUGGAGCCAUGAAGUCGCAAUGUCCAGGACUACUUCACCAUCAAAUGGGCUGAUGAUUGGGGCCUUGUUAUGGGAAGGAUACAUCAUCCCAGCCCUUUGUCUGCAAACCAGGAAUUUCUUUAACUGAACAGAAUGGAUUUCUGAUAGUAUUUGGUGCAGUGUUUGCUGUGAUUCUUGUCACUUUGUACUGUGAACUUGCAGUAUUUGUACAGCUUUCAGUGGAAGGAUAGGAUUGAUAUGAUCUUAAUUCUGGUGAACCUUGUACUGCCGUUGUUCUAUGAGGGCAGAGUUCAAAAACUUGUCAUGUUUCAAAUGAUAAUCUUGCACAUGGAGGCAAAGGUGAGUAUGCAGAAAGAGUCUGUAAUUCUCACCUGAAGCCUGAUUGCUUUUGCUGUAUAUCCAGAGUUGUGUCAUUCAGUGUUCUCUAGACUAAUCAGAGCAGGCAAUUUUUAUAGCUACUUCACUUCCCCUUCCCAGUUAUCCACCUUUUGGAUGUUGCACUGUGUAAUAACUGAGACACUAAACAGAAAUGACACACCAAGAGAAAGGAAUAUGGAAAUAAUGCACAUGUCAGUGGUAGAUCAGACUAGUAAUGUGGCCAACACAACUUGGGCCCCUUCCAUUCAGUAAUGACCCUGAGCCAAUACUGUUGUCUCACUGUAAACCACUAUGAGGUUGAUGUGGUGAGGUCAAAGGGUAGGAGAGGUUUGAUUUGCAAGUCCCUCAGACAGAACUAACAGCUUACGGCCUUUUGGCACUCUGCCUUAGCUAUUCUGAUCUCUUCCCAUUUUCAUACUUGUCUUUCAGCAAGUGUCAAAAAGACAGUUUAAAAAUGUUUUUCCCCCAAUAUGCUAUGAACAUGUCAUGUAUUAUAUAUUCAGGUAUUAAAAAUGCCCCUUUAAACUGGUUUAAGCAUAGAUCAGAAACUGUCUUUAAUGAGUUGACCCUGUAAUGGCAAAGCAACCUUGCUGGCUGCAAAGGUGCAGUACAUUUCUAUUAAUAGGAAUACGUGAGAGUUUAGGGUCUCAGCAUAAGUAUGGCUGUGAAUCUGUGUAAUGUAAAAUGUUUCUCUUCAUGGAUUCUGGUAUCUCCCAUAUGUAGUAUCUAUUGGAAAUAAUCUGAGCAACUCCAGAUAAUGUGAAGAAUUACAUUGAUUGGGGCUACAGGAAGAACUCCCUCCUGUUCUUCCAGAUAGUCAUGGGAUUUGUUUUAUGUUCAUCUGUGAGUGUAGACACGAUUUCAAAACAGCAGUGAACUGCCAACUUAGAGCUCUGUGUUCAAGCCAUUGAAGAGGGAUAUAAAGUUGUUUGUAUCAGAAUGCUGAUAUUUAUCAACAAUGAAAUACUUGUAAAUGGGUGCUAUAUUUCUCUGAAUUAGAACAGAAACUUCACUUCAAAUAAUGUACAUGGGUGGCCAAGCACUUUUAACAAUUGAGAAAGAAAAUAACUGGACAGAAGCCUGGCAUUUGCUGAGGCUGUGUAUUCAAACAGGGUGGUGCUGUUCACAACCCAGUCAAUCUUGCAAAGCCCAACUACAAGCAGCAGUGAUGACAAAAGUAGAACAGCUAUCUUAAUACUGAUCAAGAUGCAGCCUGAUACUGAUGUACUCCUAGAACAAAAAUUAGGUGACAAUAUAUUGGAUUUCUGAGUCUCAGUACCAGAGAAAAUCCUGUCCCACUAACCCUACAGGGGUGGCACUAUUGUGGUAUUCAGCAGAAUCAGGUUUAUCAUCACUGACAUAUGUUAUGAAAUUUGCUUUGCAGUACCAGUACAUUGUAAUACAUAAAUUCCUCUGUUCCAACAGGAAUAUAAAUAUAUAAAUAAAUACUGAUAAUGAAACAAAAGGGAGCAAACUAGUGAGACAGUUUUCAUAAGCCAUUCAGAAAUCUGAUGGUGGAAGAGAAGAAGCUGUUUCUAAAAUGUUGAGUAGGUGUCUUCAGUCCCCUAGACCUCCUCCCUGAUGGUACUAAUGAGGAAUGAGGGGAGGGGUGGAACUCUUGUGUUCUGUA
Messenger RNA from Hypanus sabinus (Atlantic stingray), 5089 nucleotides. It is a transcript of the gene mthfr, whose product is annotated as methylenetetrahydrofolate reductase (NAD(P)H). The record is from RefSeq and is a predicted model, not a curated record. Gene Ontology annotation, molecular function: methylenetetrahydrofolate reductase [NAD(P)H] activity; FAD binding. Lineage: Eukaryota; Metazoa; Chordata; Chondrichthyes; Myliobatiformes; Dasyatidae. Gene Ontology annotation, biological process: tetrahydrofolate interconversion. The transcript is spliced from 14 exons. The coding region runs from base 1132 to 3093 and encodes 653 amino acids. Gene Ontology annotation, cellular component: cytosol.